Molecule: messenger RNA, 756 nt
Organism: Guillardia theta CCMP2712
Lineage: Eukaryota; Cryptophyceae; Pyrenomonadales; Geminigeraceae
Exons: 1
Coding region: 180-686 (168 amino acids)
Source: RefSeq, a predicted model, not a curated record
AUUGCGAAAAGAGAAACACACACUGACCACAACAGCAUCAGCAACAAGCAAGCAAGCAAGCAACAGACAAGCAAGGAAGAGAAGACAACAACAACAUCCUUCAGGCUCUCCGUUGACCACAACUUCGAAUCUCGUUCCCAGCCUCACCUCCCUCAUCUCCCCAACCGCAACAGUCAGAAAUGAGCUUCCUGGAUCAGCAUCUACCUAUUGUAUUCGAGUCUGACAACGUGUCGACUGGAUCCCACCGAUCCAUGAGCAUAUCUGACUCAGUGGACGGAGACAACUUGUCUUUGUCGGAACUGGCCUUCUGCAUGGAGAUCGACGGCUCCCUGGACCAUUUCGAUGCUCCCACCGACGACAGCUCGAUCGUGAAGGAGCUGGAUAUCGCAUUCGGAGAGAGCACGUCUGAUGUGCUGUACGGCUUCGGCAAGAGAAACAAGAAGAAGUCCAAGGGUGUCUUCGUGGAGGUUGGGCGCUGCGGAGAGGGAGCGAUGGACGUACCGGACAUCGGAGACUUUCUUGCCAUCGACGACGACUGGAAUAACGUCGGGGAAGACCAACGCAAGGAUCAGGAGGUGGACUUCUUCAGGAUAGAGAAGUACUUCUCCCUGGUACAGCCCGACAGCUGCGGAUGCUCGCCGCAUGCAAGUCGGAUGAAGGUGCAGCGGUGUCCGCUCAUGGCAUGAUGGAUGGAGUGAGACUUAUAGUUGUAGAUUAUUCUUUUCAAACACAAUGAGUGAAAUGUGAUCAAAGAUC